GCAGGCUUGUGGAGACAGCUUGGAUCAAGAAGGACUCUCUCAAAGAAAGAAGAGACCAGCCGAGAUGAACCGUUGGUCCAGUUACCUGUUGGGAUGGACAGCCUUCCUCCUCUAUUCCUAUGAGACAAGUGGAAGUGACCGCUCAUGGACUGCUUUCCAUACAGAUUACCCACGAUGUGUCUUCCCCUUCAUCUAUCGAACAAAAUCCUAUAACAGCUGCAUCACAGAGGGCAGCUUCUUUGGAAAGCUGUGGUGCUCAGUCACCUCCAGCUUUGAUGAGAAGCGGCAGUGGAAAUACUGUGAGGUGAAUGAGUACGGGGGAAAUUCUUUCAGCAAGCCUUGCAUCUUCCCCUCCAUCUACAGAAAUAAUGUGAUCGCUGAAUGCAUUGAGGACGAAAGCAACAAGCUGUGGUGCCCAACCACCGAGAACAUGGACGAGGAUGGAAAGUGGAGUCUCUGUGCUGACACCAGACUUUCCUCCUCAGUUCCUGGCUUUCCCUGCCACUUCCCAUUCAACUAUAAAAACAAGAAUUAUUUUAACUGCACUGACAAAGGAUCAAAGAAGAACCUUUUAUGGUGCGCAACCUCUUACAACUAUGACCAGGACCGUACCUGGGUGUAUUGUUGAUGCAAAGGUAAGACAGGUAUCACACCUGGGUGCAUUGCUGAGGCAAAGGUGAGGAGAGCAGGGGCCAAAUCUGGGUGCAUUGCUGAUGUGAAGAUGAGAUCAGGGAGCACACCUGGGGGUGUUGCUGAUGUGAAGGUAGGAAUGAUCCUUCCAGCAUAUCUCAUUUGCUGAGGUUCCCAGCAAAAUGAUCUCCAUUUCCCAGAGAUAAGGUGGAAUGUAAUGUGUGUGUGUGGGGGGGAGGGAUGGGGAGAGGUGCUGGGACAACUUCCCAAAUGAGAAGGCUGAAAGAAAUUGGGUCAUAUCUGUCAAGCAGGAGAGCAGGGGGAGGAUGUGGGUGAACAUUUUCAGACUCCAAAAGGUAUCAAUCAUCCCAAGUUUUAGGUCUGGGAGGCUUUGGGGGUCAAAGAUUAGGAAACUGGAAUUUCUCAAAAUGGAGUCUGAGAUGAAAAGACUUCCCUGAAGGGGAAAACUGAGACUUCUCUGGUCCCCAGAAGUCAUGGCACCAUGUUGUUGAUCCAUUACCCCCAUCAUCAAAGAGUUAACUAAGGAAAAGGCCCCUCCCCACCUCAGCGCCGAAGUCAACUAUCUCUGCAGGACCAAGUGCAUGCUUCCACUUUUUUCUAGUCUUUUCCUCCUGGCUAAAGCCCAUAGAAACUCUCUCUAGACCUCCUGCAUGGAUCAACUGACCUAAUCACCCCAUAAUUCUGGAAUUUAAAUGUAAAGAGAAGCCCUUUCAUUAGGUGUGUGGACAAAACUGCACUGCCCCUUCCUUCUAGGGUGGAAAACACUAGCAAUGUUUCCCCUUACGAUGCACAUGACUUAUGGGUGACACCAAAAUUAGUGACUUGCUCUCAAUUUGGGCUUGGCAGUGAAAAUUACCUUCCCAGAACAGAAAAGAGGCAAAUGAGUGGGUUUGGGACUCUGGGUACCAUCUUAACAGGAUGGAUAUUCAAAAACACCCACAGUGGUUCCUCAGUCUGUGUCUAGGAUUAAGAACAUCUUUAGCGCCCAUCCUCCAACUUCUAUCCAUCAGAGCAGAACUGUCUUCUUUUUUUUUUUUUU
Messenger RNA from Hipposideros armiger (great roundleaf bat), 1690 nucleotides. It is a transcript of the gene ELSPBP1, whose product is annotated as epididymal sperm binding protein 1. The record is from RefSeq and is a predicted model, not a curated record. Bases 65 to 628 code for a protein of 187 amino acids. Gene Ontology annotation, biological process: sperm capacitation. Gene Ontology annotation, molecular function: heparin binding. The transcript has 5 exons. Gene Ontology annotation, cellular component: cell surface. Lineage: Eukaryota; Metazoa; Chordata; Mammalia; Chiroptera; Hipposideridae.